Messenger RNA from Aphanomyces astaci, 584 nucleotides. RefSeq lists its product as hypothetical. Bases 33 to 425 code for a protein of 130 amino acids. Lineage: Eukaryota; Oomycota; Saprolegniomycetes; Saprolegniales; Verrucalvaceae. The record is from RefSeq and is a predicted model, not a curated record. The transcript is spliced from 2 exons. Gene Ontology annotation, cellular component: nucleus. Gene Ontology annotation, biological process: regulation of DNA-templated transcription. Gene Ontology annotation, molecular function: protein heterodimerization activity; DNA-binding transcription activator activity, RNA polymerase II-specific.
GCUGUACAGAGUGCGAAUUGGGGUGCUGAAGCAUGGAAGAACAAGGGCAGGUUGUCCAGCUCACCCAAGAAGAGCAUGCUGCGCACUUGGCGCAGAUGGAGCAGCAAUUGAAGGUCUUCUGGGCAGGUCAGUUGGCAGAGAUGGAGAAGCUGGAAGUCGGCAGUGAACAAGAUUUCAAGAACCACAACGACCUGCCACUCGCCCGAAUCAAGCGAAUCAUGAAGUCCGACGAAGACGUACGAAUGAUCAGUGCAGAGGCGCCCGUCUUGUUCGCCAAGGCGUGCGAGAUGUUCAUCUUGGAACUCACGUUGCGAUCGUGGGGGUAUUCCGAAAAGAACAAGCGCCGCACGUUGCAGAAGGAAGACAUCCAGACGGCGAUUCGGAAUACCGAUAUCUUCGACUUUCUCGUCGACGUCAUCAACUAAGUGCAGCCAGCGAGUCCCAUUCAGUGGCAGCGCAGCUCAUGAAGCGACCUUCCAUCCACCCCUUUGUCCAUGCCGUCUAGGGAUUGCUGCACAAGCACUCUACCUAUUGCGCGCACGUUUUUAUUUUGCGAAUAACCUAAUUGAUGCCAUGUUACAGCA